Messenger RNA from Anastrepha ludens (Mexican fruit fly), 3236 nucleotides. RefSeq names its product transforming growth factor-beta-induced protein ig-h3. Gene Ontology annotation, biological process: extracellular matrix organization; cell adhesion. Bases 460 to 2898 code for a protein of 812 amino acids. The transcript has 8 exons. Gene Ontology annotation, molecular function: cell adhesion molecule binding. NCBI's taxonomy places the organism in Eukaryota, Metazoa, Arthropoda, Insecta, Diptera, Tephritidae. Gene Ontology annotation, cellular component: extracellular matrix. The record is from RefSeq and is a predicted model, not a curated record.
CUCAGUUAGUAUUGAACGGUGCUAUAGAGAACAACUUAUAUUCAUAUAAAGCUACAGAAAACGCUGAUAAACUACGAAACAUACCGAUAUUACUAAGCAGCCUAUAGAAAAAAUUUACUUUACAAAAAAUAGAAGAAAAAAAAACAACUUUUAUAGACUUGUAAGCGUUUCAACAUAGACUUAUUUACCAGUAUUUUGCAAGAAACUCUUGCUGUAGAAUCGUGGUAAUUAACUAGUGAAGACAGUGUGAAAAGUGUAGAGUGAAGAAAAUACCAAAAAACUUGAAAAAGUCUUCGUUGAACAGUUGAAAGUUUCAGCAAAGUGACAAUUUCUUAAGAUAUUAAAAAAACGAAAAAAAAAACAUUCACAAGUCAUAUUUGAGUGAUUUUCUUUUAAUUAUCAUUUGAGUUUUUUCGUGUGUGUACAUUUCACUUUUUGGUGAAAACUUCAAAGCAAGAGAUGUUGCGCUGUGGCGUUUUAGUGUUAACAUUAUUGGCCACGCUUGGCAAUCUGCAGGCGCUGCCAUACUAUGACGAUAAUUUCGAUGAUGGAGCCGAAUUUGUGCCACUCGAACAACAACAACAGGCACGUGGUGUCACACCAAAUCUGAGGAACAAACCGUUCGAUGUGGAUGUGGUAACCAGCGAUAUUAAUGGCGGCAACCAGGGGAGCGUGUUUUUCCAGCAAUCGUUCCCCAACUUUGGAAAUGAUUUCUUUAAUCCGUUUGGCGGUUUUGGUUUCGGUGGCUUUGGAGGCACUCCCCGUCAGCACUGGUGGAAGGGUCCAAAUGUCUGCACCGACAAGGAAGAGGACGAAAAAGUAAUCGAUUCCAAAGCCGAUGCGAGUGACACUGAUGAGAUUUUGCCGGGCGUUUCAGAAACCGUUGAUGUGAGACCAAGCAUUUUCGGACAAUUUCAAAUAAGUCUUAAUUCAUGUGUUGAGAAACAUAAUAAAUACGUCUGCACUCGCGUCUUAACACAAAAUGGCAAAAGGAAGACAGUUACCGUAACACGUCAGUGCUGUCAUGGUUAUGGACGUCCACGUAAUGCCGACUUCGCAACACCAUGUGAGAAAAUGGAAAUUAAAAGCAUCGAUGCAACUGCAGCCGAUAUGGGAGCAAAAGAGUUCGUGGCGACUGCUAAGAACAUCGGCAUUGGCGAAGUCUUUGGAAAUAAAAACGUGACCAUCUUCAUGCCCGUAGAUGCAGCAUUCAAUAGCUACAUUGAACAAUUGCAAAGCGAAAAUAACGCCGUUGAGCCUAAGGCCGAUGGUGCCAUGAUGAACUUGUACAAGCGUCAUAUUGUUGAUGGUGAAAUCAGUAUGUAUGAUCUCAAAAACGAUCAGCUACUGAAGACUCAGCAACCUGAUCAGCUCAUACGCAUCAAUACCUUUGAGGUGCCACUUGCUUUGGGCGAUGAACCCUACCGUUUUACAGCCAACUGUAUACCAAUUGAGAAACAUGAUAAGUUGGCGGAACAGGGUUUGGUUCACACCUUGGAUGGUGUAAUGAAGCCAGUGACAAAGAAUAUUAUGGAUUUAAUACGCGAACGCGCCGAUAUGUCAAUUAUGCGCACUGUUCUGGAGACCACUAAAUUGAAUGAGCUGUUGGAGGGUGAGAAACCAGUUACCGUCUUUGUGCCAACAGAUGAUGCUUUCGAGAAAGUAGAUCCACAUCUACGACGUGCACUCAAAGAGGGCAAAGGCUGUGCUGCAAAUAUUCUGAAGAAUCACAUUCUCGAUUUGACCUUCUGUUCCGUUGCCUCCAUACCUGGUGCCAAGACAACCGCCUACAAUGUGCUUGGUGAAGCGAUGCGUUUCAAUCGCAGCGAAUCUGCCGCUGGCAAGUCAGAAGUUGCCGAUUUGAUCGGUGAGCAGCCGGUCGUCAUCAAUGGCAUUGCGAAAAUCAUUGAAGCGGACAUAAUGGGCACAAAUGGCGUGUUGCAUGUAAUUGAUACGAUUCUACCAACGAUGUCGGCUUUGCCGCUAUCGACGUUGAUGCAAGAGAAGAAUGUUACUAUCUUUAAGCGUCUACUUGAGGCCGCUGGCUUGGAUAACAACUACGAUGACAUGGAUAAUGUGACUGUGUUCGCACCAACGGACAAGGCAUUGCAAGGUACGAAGUGGGCUCAACUUUUGGCUGAGUCACCUGAAAAGCUGCGUAAUAAUGAUGAAUUGGUUGAAUUCCUUAACUACCAUGUCGUGCAACCGAUGACAAAGACCUGUGACUUGACUGAUACCACUUUGCCCACCGUUGCCGGUCCAGAGGUGCGUGUAAACCUCUACUCUACGCAUGCGCUCUUCUCCAAUGUUAUGAACCGUGCUACGGUCAACUGUGCACGUCUCGUACAUUUCGAUGACGAAAGCUGCGGUUCAGUGUUGCAUCAAGUGGACAAACCGCUUGUACCACCAAAAAUGAAUCUGUUGCAACUCUUAGAAUCCAAUCCCAUGUAUAGUAAAUUCCUCGAAUUGGUACGUGCUGCUAAUCUAACCAGUGUCUUGACAAAUGCCAGUGACAGCUUCACACUGCUCGUGCCCAAGAAUGAUGUGUUCGAGGAAGUUGCCGACUGGGAGACAACUUUAACUAAAGACAAAUCCGAAUUGGAGAAUCUGAUCAAGACACAUAUUGUGAAUGAUGUUGUCUGCUGUGCCGGUAUUAUACCAACCAAAUGGCCAUUUGUGCGUUCGAUUGAGUCACUUAAUGGCGCACAUUUACGCAUCACCCGCGACCGUCGUCCGAAGAUCGAAAAUGCCGGUGUGACCAAGUGUGAUGCGAUCGCCACGAAUGGCAUUGUGCACGAGAUCAAUGACAUCAUAGUUCCUCACAGACGUCAACAACAACAACGGCCACAACAGCAAUAUCAGCCUGAUGUGGAGAGCUUUGGUGAUUUCUUUUUCUAAACACUUGUUCUUUGGUGAAACAUGAAUACAUACAUACAUAAGUGCAUAUGUAGUUAUAUAAACGUUUGUAUGUAUGAUGUUUAGUUCUCUGAGAAUAAGUAAGCAAUACAUCUAAUAAGCAUUGGGCGGUAAUUAAUUAAAAAAAAAUACGAUAAAAGCUUAACAUUGCGAUAUUUUUUAUUUGUGUGUAUUUAUUUAAUAUAAUCUGAUCUACAUUCGAAUAUAUACAAUACGACCUUUUUUUUUAAUAAAUUAUAUUAUAUUUAUAUGUACGUAUUACACCGAAUUGUGAAUGUUUAUAUUCGCGAAAUGAUUAAAUAAAAAAUCCAAAAAACUAA